UAUCUCUUCAACAGCUAUCAUUCAGUGCCACUCAUAGAAUGGAUGCAUCAUCUCUCCUGUGGCUUUGCUUUCUAUUGCUCAUCUUCAUUCACCUACUCCUCCAACGUCAGAGCAACCGCGGCCUCCCUCCCGGCCCUCGGUCGCUACCCCUUCUCGGGAACAUCCUUGACCUCGGUACCAAACCCCACAGAGCCCUUACUGAACUCGCUAGGAAACAUGGCCCUGUAAUGACCCUGAAGCUCGGGGCAGUGGCUGCGGUAGUGGUCUCCUCAAGCGAAGCGGUACGUGAGGUUCUCCAGAAGAACGACCAUAUCCUGUCUAGCAGAGCAACCCCCGACGUUAUGCGGGUACGAGAUCAUUACAAACACUCCAUAGUGUGGCUGUCGACUACCUCGCCCAAGUCAAAGGUCCUGCGGAAAGCAUGCUCGGUGCAAAUGUUCUCCCGGCAGAAGCUUGACAGGACCGAAACCCUCCGCCGAAGCAAGGUCGAUGAGCUAUUGGACUGCCUCCAUGUGAGCUCAAUCAGGGGGCAGGAAGUCGAUAUCGGUCAGGCUGUGUUCAGGACAGUACUAAAUAUGAUAUCAAACACGCUAUUCUCAAUUGACUUGGCACGUCAUGAUCACGAAGACUCCGGGCUGGAAUUGAAGGAGCUUCUGUGGGAGAUGGUUAAGGAUGUUGGGAGCCCAAACAUUUCUGACUUUUUCCCCGUCCUUCGAUGGAUUGACCCACAGGGGGCCCGUCGAAGAAUGGAUGCCUACUUUGGCAAGUUGUUUGCAGUUUUCGACCGCAUCAUCGAUGAAAGGACACGGUUUGGAGGUUUGGAAGGUAGCCGGUCUUCAACCCGGGGCGAUGAUAUGCUAGAUACACUCCUCGAUCUCAUAGACAGCUCCGAGCUGAGCAGAGAGGACAUCAACAGCUUACUUCUUGAUCUAGUCGUUGCAGGAGUUGACACAACCCCCACUGCAGUUGAAUGGGCCAUGGCAGAGCUGCUGAGGCACCCAGAAAAGAUGGCGAAAGCCCGUGCCGAGAUUGAACAGGCCCUAGGCAUGGACACGAAGGUACGGGAAUCGGACAUCCCGAGGCUCCAUUACUUACAGGCAAUUGUCAAAGAAAUCGCAAGGUUGUACUCGCCGUUCCUGCUCCCGCACAAAGCUGACACGGAAGUGGACCUAUGCGGGUUCAAGAUACCAAAGAACACGCAGAUCAUGGUCAACAUGUGGGCCAUGGGUCGGGACUCGAGUGUGUGGCAGGACCCGGACCGUUUCGAGCCCGAGAGGUUCUUGGACAUCGAGGUCGACAUCAGGGGGACAGACUUUGAGCUGAUUCCCUUCGGGGCUGGGAGGAGGACAUGCCCCGGGAUGCUUUUGGGCUAUAGAAUGUUGCAUUUGAUAUUGGGCUCUUUGAUUCAGUCCUUUGACUGGGAGCUUGCGAAUGGGGAGACACCUAAGACUAUGGACAUGAGUGAGAAGCUUGGGGUCACAUUGAAUAAGGCCAAGCCCCUUUAUGUCAUUGCCACCCCAAUCAAGCUGCAACAUUAGAAUUAUUAAUGCGGCGGACGGUUUAAGUUAAGAAUGGUAGUAGUAACUUUUCUUAUAGACCUAAGGUUUUUCCUUGUAAUUUUCCAAUGUGAGGCUCUUGCCCUCGGUAAUAAAUGUCACAUCCUAGACAACAAUAUGUUGAUGUAUAUAGUUUGUAUAAAUAUGUUCGUCUUUAAUAUAUAUA
Messenger RNA from Punica granatum (pomegranate), 1722 nucleotides. The record is from RefSeq and is a predicted model, not a curated record. Lineage: Eukaryota; Viridiplantae; Streptophyta; Magnoliopsida; Myrtales; Lythraceae.